Poecilia reticulata (guppy) is the source of this 478-nucleotide messenger RNA. The record is from RefSeq and is a predicted model, not a curated record. NCBI's taxonomy places the organism in Eukaryota, Metazoa, Chordata, Actinopteri, Cyprinodontiformes, Poeciliidae.
AUGAAAAGAUCAGUACCCAAGAAGUCUCAAUGGCAGGGUAAUAACAACAGAGCACUGGAAAGGCGUCCCACCCGCGUCUCGGAGCGAUCACGUAAAGUGGCCGAGCAGGAGUUGGUUGAUGCCAGUGAGCGUGUUGGACUGCUGCACUCUCAGAACACCAGCCUUCUGAACACCAAGAAAAAGUUGGAAAGUGAUCUGGUCCAGGUUCAGGGUGAGGUGGASGAUGCAGUUCAGGAAGCCAGAAAUGCUGAAGAGAAGGCCAAAAAGGCUAUCACUGAUGCUGCCAUGAUGGCUGAAGAGCUGAAGAAGGAACAGGACACCAGCGCUCACCUGGAGAGGAUGAAGAAGAACCUGGAGGUUACAGUCAAGGAUCUGCAGCACCGCCUGGAUGAGGCUGAGAACCUCGCCAUGAAGGGUGGCAAGAAGCAGCUCCAGAAACUGGAGCAGAGGGUAUGAACUGUAAUAGCUUUUAAAUAUC